Messenger RNA from Setaria italica (foxtail millet), 3792 nucleotides. Its product is annotated as putative disease resistance protein RGA1. The record is from RefSeq and is a predicted model, not a curated record. NCBI's taxonomy places the organism in Eukaryota, Viridiplantae, Streptophyta, Magnoliopsida, Poales, Poaceae. Gene Ontology annotation, molecular function: ADP binding. Gene Ontology annotation, biological process: defense response to fungus.
ACUCCAUAGCUCGAGAGACACGAGCUCCGAGAGAGGGCAGCCAUGGCGGACCUAGGAGGCAUGCUCGCCUCUGCCAUCCUCAAAGUUGUGUACCAAAAGAUCAGUUUGGCCAUCGAAGAGCAGAUCAAGCUGCAGGCGGAUUUCAUCGACGAUCUGGAGGGGAUGAAGAUGACACUCGAGUCUGUGGCGGCCUUGCUCAACGAUGCGGAAAGGCGGUCGAUUGAGGAUGAAACAGUGUGGGUGUGGCUGAAACGCCUCAAGGAUGCAAUGUAUGGCAUCGACGACAUGAUCGACGAGUUUGAAGCCGCCACAAAACCAGCUACAUCAAAGUUGAUAGCUAUGAUCCCCUGUCUCACGGUUGUCCCUAAGAUUAAAAUGGCUAAUAAGAUGAAGACAAUGAGAAGAAAAUUGGAGGAGAUCACAAGACAACACAAGGAUUUCAGUUUCACGCCUAGCAGUACCACCAAUGAUGAACAAGUUACUGAUACGAGGGAAACAUCAUCCGCUGUUGAAGAAGCAUUAGUUGUAGGCAGGACGGGAGAGAAACAGAAAAUUUUGGCCUCCUUGUCGUCUGAGAACCUGACGCGAGAGAUCACGAUCCUUCCUAUAUAUGGCUUUGGAGGCAUCGGCAAGACAACCUUGGCAAAAUUGGUAUUUGGUGACGCCCAGUUCAAUGAUUACUCUCGAGUAUGGGUAUAUGUGUCCCAGGUCUUUCACUUGAAAAAGAUUGGCAACUCUAUAAUUUCACAAGUAUCUAAUGGUGACAGCUACAUAAUUCAAAAUCAGAUGAUAAAUAAGCGUCUUCAAGAACUACUAGCUGGUAAGAAGAUUCUGGUUGUAUUAGAUGACAUGUGGAGGGAUAGGGACAAUGAACGCCAACUGGAUGAUUUGAGGGCUAUGCUAAGGGUUGGAGAGGGCAGCAAAGUGGUUGUCGUAGUAACCACACGUGACGAAGCCAUCGCAAAGGAACUUUGUACCAUUGAACCACACAAACUAGCUCCACUAACAGAUGACAUGUGCUGGACUAUAAUAAAGCAAAAGAGUGCCUUUGAAUCUAAAGAUUGCAAAGAACAGUUAGAGCACAUAGGAAGGUGCAUUGCAAUGAGAUGUGGGGGUGUGGCUUUGGCCGCUCAAUCACUUGGAUACAUGUUGCGAUCCAUGACUUUUGAUGAAUGGAAGUCAGUGAGAGACAGUGAUAUCUGGAAUGUUUCUGCUACCAGAGAUGCACGUUCUCCACAACAUAAGGUGCUUGCAUCCUUGAGGUUAAGUUACAACAGUAUGCCACCAUACUUGAAGCUAUGCUUUGGCUACUGUGCAACCUUUCCAAAAGGUUACAACAUAGCUAAAGGUGGUCUAAUUCACCAAUGGAUCUCUCUGGGUUUCAUUGAGCCACCAAGCAUAUUAUCCACUUGGCAACUGAGUGAAAAUUAUGUUCGGCAGCUUUUGGGGUUGUCCUUCCUCCAAGUUUUAAAGUCACCUUCGAUUGCUCGAUUGCAUCAUGAAGAUGGCAUUAUGCUCACCAUGCACGACCUGGUGCAUGAUUUGGCAAGAUCAGUCAUGGUUCAUGAAGUUUUGGAUGCAACCAACAAUCAGUGUACUGGGGGAAGCUACUGUCGCUAUGCAUUGCUUAAUGAUUGUAGCAAGCCGUUGGAGUUGUACACAUGUUCUCCAGCAAAAAUAAGGGCUAUGCGCUUUCUGGAUUGUCCCACAAUUGAACCAUGCGGUGAUGCAUUUUCAUCUGCUAAAUCCUUGCGAGUCUUGGAUUUAAGCGGGUGCUCCAUAUUGAGGUUGCAAGAUUCUAUUAGUAAACUGAACCAAUUGAGGUAUCUGAGUGCUCCACGGAUCCCUAGUCAAAUUAUUCCCAAUUGUAUCGCCAAGCUCUCCAAAUUAAUAUACCUAAACCUAAGCGGGUCUAUGAUAUCAGCACUGCCAGAGUCAAUUGGUGAAAUCAAAGGUCUGAUGCACCUUGAUAUCUCAGAUUGUGUGCUUAUAAAAAAUCUACCAGAGUCAUUUGUGAACCUCAAAAAGUUGGUACAUCUGGAUAUGUUAAACUGCUGUCAGCUUAGAGGUGUAUCGAAAGCUUUGGUCGGCCUUACCAAUAUCCAUUAUUUGAAUUUGGAGCCGACGAACUUAUCGCUUCGACCAGAAUUUGAAAACAUUUUACCUCUCGAGGGGAUCACAGAAGUCAUCUAUGAUCUUGUUGAACUCCGAUGUUUAGGUCUAUCAUGGACAAUGCAUUCUAUCUUUGGCCAUAAUGGCUUACAUGAAACAUUCAGUUUCAUUGACCGCAUUUGUACCCUUUCCAAUCUAGAACAUCUGGACUUAUCCUGUAAUUGCAGUAUUGUCUGUGUGCCUGAAAGUAUUGGCAGACUCAGCAAGCUGCAUACACUGAACCUCUUGAACUGCACAAGGCUAACAAGGCUUCCAAAAUGUAUUAUAAAAAUGGAUAGCCUGAAGAUUCUGAAUGUGACUGGCUGCUCUGAAUUGGACAAGUCUACACUCUCUCGAUCCAAGAUGUUUGCCUUGUUGCCACACUUUGUAGUCCAUACUGAUGAUGGUGAAUCUAGCAGCAAUAUUGGUCUGCUCCGUCAUGCAAAUCCUAAUGAGCUGCACAUAAGUAGCCUUGAUAAUGUGAAGUCUACAGAAGAAGUCCAGAGUAUAAAGCUAACGGGAAAACAUGGGAUUUACGACUUGAAGCUUGAGUGGACUAGAGAUGCCAAGAGGUCUGUGGAGGAUGUGGAAGUGCUUGGAGAGCUUGUACCACCCAACACCUUAAGGACAUUUUAUAUGAAAGGUUAUAAUAGUGUGACAUUUCCAUCCUGGUUUGGGUAAUUGGGUAUUAAUCUUCAUCUCCCUCAUCUUAUCCAGAUUGAAAUGUGGGAUUUAUGUAAAUGCAGCAUCCUACCACCACUUGGCCAGUUACCAAAUCUGCAAGAUCUAGUUUUGGGAGGAAUGGACAACAUUACGAUAAUUGAAGAAGAUUUCUGUGGUGGCGUGAGAGCCUUUCCACGACUGAAGAAAUUUUGUCUAUGCAGCAUGGAAAACCUGGAAGUGUGGAGAACAACAUAUUCCCAUGGCAAGGGUGGUGUGUUCAUGUUCCCCAACCUUGUGGAACUCUUAAUAUGUGAUUGCCCAAAGCUGAGACUGAAACCGUGCCCACCUAGAGCUAAGAAAUGGGAGAUAGAGAACAGCGAUAAUGUGUUAUCAGCAUGGGGAGAAACAUGCGCUUCCUCCUCUGUUUCACUAACAGAUGUGUUUGUGACCGUGAAAUCAAGCAAGGUGCCUUUGGACCAGUGGAUGUUGCUUCACCACCUUCCUACCAUCACUGAGUUAAGCAUUAUUUGUUGCACUGACCUGGCAUGCAGCUCCCCAGAGAUCAUACAAGACCUCUCCUUUAUCCGAUCCCUGUGGCUAAAAGACAAUGCUCAGCCAGAAGUUCCAAAAUGGUUGGGUGACCUCACCUCUCUGCAAGAGUUGCUGAUCACAGAGUGGACAGAGCUGAGUGACUUGCAAGAGAGAAUGCGGCACCUCACCUCUCUCGAGGAGCUGUCUUUGUAUCAGUGUCCAAGCAUUACAGAGCUUCCAGAAUGGCUGGGCGAUCUUGCCGCUCUCAAAGAAAUUGUGAUCUCAGACUGCAGGGGCAUCAAGUAUUUGCCAAAGAGCGUAUUCAAGGUCAGUAAUCUGAAAGAAAUAAGUAUUUACGACUGCCCUGAAUUGGCUGAUUGGUGUGAAUUAGAGGAAAACAAGAAGAAGCUCGCUCACAUUUGCUGGAAAGCUAAGCUUUUGGGUUGA